Cooperia oncophora is the source of this 585-nucleotide messenger RNA. Lineage: Eukaryota; Metazoa; Nematoda; Chromadorea; Rhabditida; Trichostrongylidae. The record is from the annotation of a GenBank genome assembly.
AUGGUCGACGAGAAGUUCAUGAUCUCAUACCUAAAGCGUACUUAUGUGACACUUUUGAAGCAAGAGUCUCACUAUGUGGGGAGUACGUUUCACAAGGCUGAAGACAUGAAAAAUAACAUGCAGUGGACAUUUGGUAGUAGCUGUUUUUUCUCGAUGAACGUCUACACAACGACUGGUUACGGUUCCAUAGCCCCGUCGUCGACAUUGGGAAAAGCGUGUGUGGUCGUCUAUGGGCUUCUAUUCGUCCCUCUCACUCUGGUUGUCAUCAGGCAUCUCGGCAAUUCAGCUCUGGUAAUGCUGACGAACAUUUACGCAAACGCCGUCAUUCGGUGGAGAAAAUUUUGGUCCAAAAAAGAUGUCGAGGAUGGUGAAGUCUUCACACUGCCGGUUGUCCUAUGUAUCUUUUUCAUGAUAGUAUACCUGAUGGGCACGACCACAUUCAUUUUCGCCUACGAUAAGCUUUCCGGUUUACCAAACACCGGCAUGGAUUAUUUCCUGUCUUUCUAUUUCUCGUUCAUCUCCAUCUCAACGAUCGGCCUCGGAGAUGUGAUGCCUACCAACGUGACGGUGAUUUUUUUUACCUAU